AUGGCGGACCGUCUACGUGCAUCACUGUUGUCGUACUUCUCGAGACACAUGGAGCGUGCGGAUUGGCAGAGUGCUCUCAGAGCUCUCCGCGGCUGCGCUGAGACAGGAACGCUUCUGCACAGUCUUCCACACGACAAGCUUUUUCCGUUUUUGGUGGCAAAUGGGCAAUGGGAGUUCGUCCUACGUCUCAGUAGUCAACUCAUCGCGGUGGAAGACGCUAAACGCAAUACGGGGAAGGGGAGUACUGGGACCACAGCUUCGCUGGCGCAGGAAGAGGGACUGUACAACACGCUGCUUCGCGCGACUCUUGCCGAUGAAGCAGUGUCUAGUAUGGGGAGUUGGAAGGCAGCCGCUGCCAUUGUGCAGCGCGCCACGCGACGCCGUGUGCGAUUAGAAACCUCAGUCAUAAAAGAUGUCUUGAACACCAUAGAAAAGUGGCAACAUGAAAUCGCAACUGGUAGUGGGGGAAGCGGUAGUAGCAGCACCAAUGGUGGUCCCUCUGCAGGUGGGGCGAGCCCAGUCUCCUGUGAUGCCUUGCUGCUCACACGAGACCUGCUCGCUGCGAGUCUGCAUCUUCGUGGAGAGUCUGCUCCGAUGGCUGAGUCAACGUCUAUAUGCCGAACACCGCGGGUGCUUCAGCAGAAUUUGGUGCAAGCCAUUCACACUGCUGUUUUUCAGGGAUUGGUGGUGGAGGACGAAAAUAAUCCUAUGCCUUGGCAGAGGCUGAGGGAGAAGCUGCACGCGAGUUGUGCAUCCUCUUUGUAUGAUGCUGUCUACACGGUGCUUCAUGUGUGUGCUCCUCACACCAAUCCCAGCGGAGGAAUUGAAGCAGGUGAAACCGUGGAACCGGUACUUCAAGCGACUAUCGAUUGCAUCGCCGUGCGACCAGACGUCGCCGAGGAGAUACUUCAUUGGACGUUGCAACGUCUGUUUGAUGACGUUAUCGUCACCCCCCGACCUUCUGGUGUGGUCGGGGUUGGGCAUCAUGACGACGAUGCUGAAUACAAGUGCUGCAGCAGUAUCAAUGAGGUGGCUUUGGCGUGGUGGCGGCGAGAACUUGAGCAAAAACCGGCGAUGGAGUUGCCAAAAUGGGAGAUGUCUAGGGCGUUGGCCAUGGCGGAGUUGGAGCAACGUGAGCGGCGCUGGACGAUGGCAGAGGAUAACCUCGGUUGCUGGAAACAGGAGCCAAAGAAGAACAGUGCCCACAUGUUGACUCUCACACGGCUCUGUAUUGCCACGCAGUUACUCUUUUUGAGCGGCGAUGUUGCAGGGCAGCAGAGAAUCACUGAAUCUUUGGAUGACACCAAACACAUUGAACUGGAGUGUGUUGCGCGAAAACUGCUUCUGCACGGCGCGGUGGUCACUGCGAAUGGCGCAGAUGACUCUCUCAUUACUUUCUUGUCGAACACUGUUCACUCGCUUAUGAUGGUGUACAUUCGCCUUUGUUGUGUGAGAGACUACAGGCAGCAAAUGUUGCUGAACACUGUUGCGGAGGCGCGCGAGGACCGGCCUCACACCCCCACCGGCCACAGUGGUGGUUUCACCGUUAAGAGCAACAACGCCGGUAUCAUCGAUGGUACUCCCUCGAAGUCAGCACUUGCCUCUGGACGGGAAGUAUUUUGGAGAAAUAUUAUUUUUCCACACACACUGAGUGGAUGGCAGAACUCGCCAAUAGCUGCCGCAUGGCAGGCGCUGUUGCGGCACGUUCUCUGUGAUGCCUCUCUGUUAAAGAUGUGGUUUCAAGGUGAUGAAUCCCUUAAAAGUCACAUCACAGUACUUGACAGGAGGCACACCUCUUCCGCGGACAUGGCGGAAGACAACACUGCUGGUGGUGGCCACGGGCGUCGCGGUCGCCGACGUCGCCGUGGUGGUGGUAGUGCUUCUGGUGUCACGCCCUCCUCUUUCUGUCGUGAAGAGAGACUGCGGCAACUACAAGAGCUGGUGUAUUUCCUUAGUCGAAGGUUUUCUUUUGACAAUAACUGUGUCAUGUUUCCCUUGCUUCAUUUGGAGAAGAAUAACGAAACUUGGCAGGACUUACAAACCGAUGUAACACGCACUGCAGGGAUGGACGCCGAUAAAAAUGUGAGACUUUCCGCCUUAUCGACACUCUUGACACGGCAUGAGGAGGUUGAAGAGAUUGGACGAGCUCUAUUCCAGGCAUGCGUCAGGGAUGAUCUCGCUUUAGCUGAUGCCAGCAAUGUGUGGCGCACAUUUAUUUUUUCUAUUGCUCCGCAACAGGUGGCACCGUUACUACGGUGCAUGAUGGACUUUGCGGCAACCGAGUCACAUGAUGGCAUUGGGAGGUCGUCGAGUUUUGCGGCCCUUGUUGUGGUGAUGCACGAGAGUGACGUCUUCAGCAGCGAAGACAAGGCGCGUUACACGGUCCUGUUGUUGAAUUCUAUUGAGCCCGUUACAAAGUCAUGGCGUGUGGCACUUGCACUUUUUGGUGAAGCCGCAUCCAAGAUUAGUGAGCCGCCCCUUGAUGGCAAAAAUGAUAGGUCCCUUCGUCAUAUCCUUGACACGUUGCUGGUGAGUGCGGUACCGCCACGAUGGCGGGAGGCAUUGCAGGUGGUCGAAAUUGUGCAUGAACUGGUGCCAAACGUGGGUAAAGCACAAAACAUGGAUGAGGAGGAUGCUAGCACAGGCGGUACGACUGGUCCUUUGCCUGGCAGAACCCCAUUGAGUGAUAGUGAGCGCAUUGACUUGUACGAGGCCCUUGCUCCGCUAAAGCGGCGGCGACACUGGAUGUCUGCUAUGGAGCUCUUUACCGUCUAUGAGGCACGUCAGCUGAGUGGGCAUGACUGUGCCUGUUUUGCCUUUGCUGUGGCAGAUGGGCCGCUUUCCUUUGCCCGUCGGGUGCUACUUUCACUGCGGGGAAGAGAAAAGUCUAGAGAAGUUGCGCGGGCUGCCUUAGUGACGUCCUGGCGAUAUGUCAAGCAGUCUGUGCGAGCUCUGAAACAACGACAGAAUCAUCAACUUGAACAACGCGAAAGUGGUUUGUUGGAGCAGGAGCGAAUGCUUGUUCUCCACGAGGCAACUCAGGUGGCGCGCUUGGCUCUCACUGUGUGGCCCACGGCUAUCACCAGCGAUGAGGAUUUUAGACUCAUAUGGAAACUUAUUAAGGGUAUCUGCGCCGGUAAUGUGGCUGAGGCGAAGCUCUUGCUACGUCAGAGUGGACUCUAUGACUCGGAGCAAGCCAAUAACGAGGCAGACGCCCUCACGCGAACUGUGCGCCUCUGCCACGCCGCGCAGGAUGCAGCAAGUGCAACCGCUGCAUAUGAAACGUUUCGUAAUCGGUUUAUUGGCAUGGUUUUGCCCGAAGAAACGAUGCUACAACUCCUCACCUUGUGUGUUUCCCGCGUUGUCGAUGGCGUGGAGGAUGGGACGACACGGGAUAGAAUAAGGAUGCUACAUACUGUGCUCAGAGAUACCUUGUGGAUGCAUGACUCUUCACUUCGUUACGAGGGUAGUCACACAACGAUGCCGCGAAACUGCAUGCUUCAGGUAUGUAUUUUGUUGUUUCGGUUAUCUGCGCCAUCUGAGAGCAGGGCCGUGAUGGGUAUCCCUAAGUUUAGUUGCGACAUGACGCCUAAUAUGCAACGACAUGCUCAACGUCUGUUGGUUGUGGUAACAAAUCAUCUUGUAAGUAGUGAUGCACGACUACUACGCAAUCUUCCUGACUUUAUUGGUGUUCUGCGGGCACUGCCCCCAUUUUGCCUCGGUGCGGUGGCUGCAUCAGCGCCGACGUCAACGUCUAAGAAAUUGUGGGCGGAUUCCAUCACCACCUUAACCCAUCACGUCCAGCAUCUGGAGAAAACGUUGGGCCCUGUGGUGCCUGUUGAGUGCCUGUUUUGGUUGGGAAUCCUGCAGAGCGAGCAGACGGUAUCGGGCGCCCCCACGCCAUCUCCCUCGCUGUUAUCCACCACUGGUGAAGAGGGUGAGGAAGAGAAAGUUUCAGGAAGAGAAUUCAGAGAGGUGCCGCGUUGGGACCCUGAGGCAUUUGUUGUUUUGAACGACCUCUUGAGUACACAGGAGGCAACAGCGCUAGUGAACCGCACUAUUCUCUUCGCCGUUGAGUCCGCAACGCGUGGCGACGCCGAGUCGCUGACGAUGUCAUCAUCAUUACGUGUUCAGCUUCUCCCGUGUAUCAUGGAGGCACUUGUCUUUUUACUGCAUCGUCGCUGGCAUGCACAGCCCCCACUCACUGCCACUCUUGCAGCAGCCGCGUAUGCAGUGCAGUCCUUGCAUGACGCACCAGAGUGGAUUUCAAGUGAGGCUGCGAUGGAUAUACUUGUGGCGCUGCAUACUAUUUUUGCUGCUUUUCACGUUCGUCAUACAAUCGCUUCACUUGCUGUCUUAGCACAUCCCAUGCACCGCCUUUCCUCGGCUGUGGAUGCCAUAUUGAGCGGAGCAGCGUACGAGGCGGUGCGGCACAUGCACGAUUUUGUUCUAUUGACAUCUGCUUGGAUGCAGAAGUGUCUACAAGCUGCGGAGGGUGCGGAGCGGCGGGUGCUGAAUGAACGACAGAUACACUUUAUGAUCUGGAUUGCGGGUAACCUGACAGGCACGUGUGCGUCCUGGCCGGACUCACCACUGCGGGAGGAGUGUAUGCAUCAACUCAGUCGUUCGUGUGAGAUAAUUGAGCGAUGUGUGAACUGCGGCUACACCUCACCUGUGUCCUGCAGCGCGCUUUUGCUGCUGCGUGUUAUGCGCACUAUACUUCAGAAGGGUCCGUUGAGCAACGACACAGCGGAGGCCUUCUUUUCUGCGACUUCCGUGUCUAAGCACUCCAACAGCAGCCACCUGGACGUUGGUUUUCCUGCAGACAAUGCGUCCCUUUCAGUUUUUUUGAUGGCAAUGACACUUUUACACAUUGUGUAUCAAGGCACGCGUCCAGACAUGCGUCUGCUACGGGCCUUUCUUCCGGCGCUACAGCUUGAAGAGGAGUUGCAGAAGACCUUGCAUGACGAUGAAGCGUUUGUGGGAGGUCUUAUUGCGAUGCAGUCCGCUCGCUUGAACGCCACUGCCGCUGUACGCCGCGCCCUCGGCGUGUCUUUAUCGCUCUCCACACGUUUCAUUGUGCGCCUUGUGGAGUUCUCUCCAAUGCUGUCGCUAGAAGCUUCGACCGUGCAGUGGCUUCGAUCAGAGGAGCAACUCGCAGAAGUCGCCAUCUUUGCGGCUCUUGCAUCGUGUCGCGGCGGCGGGACGCCGGAGGAGCAUGACAUUGUGGAGGCAAUGGAUGCAGUAGGUACACUUGUUCCACAUCGCUGGGACCUUCCCUAUGCCAUGGCGCUCGGUUUUCCGCUUCCUGCAAGGCAGAGCGUAACGCCGCUAGAGCGCACCCUCCGCCAGCGGCUGGCGGUUGUGCUUCAAUACUGCGGGCCGUGGCCAGGCGGCAUAGUUUUGGCGCUGCUGCUUAAGGCAGUUUGGCCCGCACUGGAUACUAAGAAAGAUGAUGGUGUUCUUCCGGAUUAUAACCAACUUUUGGAAGUCAUGGCAACUCUUAGUUUGGAUCGUCGCUGGAAGAUGAUCUCGAUAACUCCAUCACUUCCACACGAGACUUCACCGCUGUUUAUGCGUCGCGUGGCAUUGUGGCAUCGCCAGGCAUCCACGGCCGCGUGCAUCAUAAUGGGGAAUGCUAUACCACACCAACAAGAACAGCAGCGGCAGCAGCGGCAGAGGUGUUGUGAGGCUUGGAAUGCUCUUUCUACGAGUGAUGCGGCUGUUCAGUUCCUCGUAAUCGCUUAUGUGGUGGCGCCGCUAUUAGGGACGCGUUCCACCUCACAAGAACGAUGGCAGCAGCAACUGCUGUUGGCUGACAUGAAGUCUUGGAUCUCGUCGUCUUCGACCUCCGCUUCCAAUCUUAGUUGGCCGUGGCAGUCACUCUCUGCGGAGGCGCGGCAGCUUUUACUUUGGAGUCGUAUUGCCCUCAUGCUUCCACAGUGGGAGAUCGUGCGGGAACAAAAACGUGAAACAAUUGCCGCGGAGCAGAGUGUGAUCGCGGCCACCGUUUCACUAGUGUCCUCCUCCCACGCUGUCUCCUCCUCUUUUUCCUCUCACUUUGGUAAGAGCGAGCGAAUACCAUCCGCAUUGUCAUAUGCAACAACUGAUGCGAGGGCUGCUGGGUUUUCAUGUAUACUGUGUUUUCGCCAUGCCCUUUUCAAUACCGCAUGGAUAGCGGAAAUGUGCGCGAAACAGUUUAUGCUAGAGCAUCCGUCCAUCUACGCGCGUUUGUGCCGCGCGCUGCGCGUUCUUCCUGACCCGUCACUUAUGGGGAUGAAUGCAAAUGACGUUGAGGAAGAUGUUACAAAUGCCACAGAGUCACUGUUUGCGACACCGUCUGGCUUCAGUAGCUUGCAGUACGCCUGCGCAUUGGUCGACACGGCAAAUGAGGCGGCAGAGUUACGGAGUGAGCGAGGCUUUUUGUUGCUGCUUGCAUGCGCCCGGUCCAUGCAGGAGGCAUCCGAGCUAUUGGAGAGUCGUUUGUCCCAGCGGCUGUAUGUGCCUCUUCGCAUACAGUCAUUACUAGCUGCGUGGAAUACACUACUCAUUCGUUCUGUGGAGCUGGAAUGGGAGGGAGAGGCUGGAACGCCACCGAUGGGCCGCAGUGCGGCGGCGCAUGCCGAUUUAGAUGUGGAAGAGCAUAAAAAUGAAAAAAAAGGGAAUGCACCGUUGCGUCACCGUGUCGCUGCAGCGUUUCUCGCAUUGGCACUAACUUCUGGGAGCAACGCUUGUGAUGUGCCCAUCUCAGUGUCAUCUCUGCAACCGGAGGAGGCGGAGAAGUUACUGCAAAGACUGUACAGAGAGAUAUUUGCCCACAGUGCCACUGUAGAUGCUUUGCAUGGUGCUACUCUAAACACGACUCCAAGUGAGUCACGUUUUUAUCGGGCGUCGACUGAAAUUGUGACGCGCGCCAUUUUGAUCCUGCCGAAGGCCAGCACUUCGGCCUCUUUUUUUGAUGGCCAUGUUGCGUCGGCUAUUGAAUUUGUGCGGCAAUAUAUGAGAGGUGACACCGUGUCAUGGGUCUCACUCUGGCCACCGUUAGUGUUAGAGAUGCGGCGCUCGUGUGAGUAUGUCAAAUGUCUUCAGGAACAAAAGCAGAGCCCUGUCUCGCCAUGUAAACUGCGCCAUCCUGUCGCGGUGUCAUGGAUGAUGCAGCAAAGUGCCGCUCACACAACUCUUCUCGGUACCGUAACACGACCGUUGAUGGUGAUUCUCAACACUCUUCGAUUGUAUGUGAUGACUGGGACGGCGUCGUUUCCCCUGUCACAGGUGGCGACGGUGAAAGAGACCGCAAAAGCAACGGAGGAUAAUUCUGCAACGUUCUAUGGCGUUCGUGGCGCAGGUGCCGGAAUGGUGGUUGACCAGUUUCUCUCCAUGGCGCUGCGAGGGUGGGUGUCCACCCAUCCUAACGACAGCACGAAGGCGCGGGAUCGAGACGUCAUUCGCCACCUUGUCGAUGCAGUCCUUCCUCAUCCACACAUCGUUGACUCAUCCGCUCUAACGUCAUCGUUGUUUCUCUCAGGAUACACGCCGUUAACAACGGAUGGGCUGCAGUCACUGGCACGUCUUUUAGUGGUGCGCGAUGGGUUUGACAAGCGUCGCACUGCAAGUAUUAAUCAUGUGGGGAAGUUUUUGCGAAUGGAAAAGCAACGUGAGAUGGCACGUCGCAUUGCUGCACGUGACGCCGGAUUGCCUUUGACACGCGUCCACUUUGGUCGCCCGCGGGGUUCGCGCGACGUGCAGGUGCAGCUGUUGUUUUAUCUUCGCGCCCUUGCCGCGGCUCUUACCUUUGUGAAUCCGAUGGCGUGGCACGGCGAACGGCAGGCCUCCCUCGAUGCCGCGUACACGGCACUGAUGGACUUUUUGCACUUGUGCUUUAUCACGUACGGCGAGGAUGUUGACAUUGCAUCGCGCCAAGUGAAGGCUGAACUGGAGGGCAUCUUUGGCCGUGGCGUGAUGAGGGUUGUUUCUGCAGCUGCAUCGCAACCAGACAGCAUUGUCAAUGUGCGGCAAUUAUUGCACUUCUUGACUGAGGGCUUGCACCACCACCACCACCGAGGAGCGAAAGGGGAGCGGCGUGACGCGGCACUGUCGCUCAAUAGGCGGCUGAGGGAGCUGCUCCGUCUGCACAAACGGGGAGGUGAGGUUUCGGACGUCUUGCUUCUCAAGGGUGACGAUGCGGCGUCUGCGACCGCACCUGCUAUGUCACUGUUUACACAGAUGACCUCCAUUGUGCGGGAAUCGCUUUGGAACACUGCUGUGGUUCCAUCGCAUGACGUUGUGCUGGAGCUUCUGGAUGUUGCCGUCACCACCGGCGUGUCUGACUCUGCGAAGGCCUCUGUGGAGACAAUACAUGCAGCGCGUUGUGGCCUGCAGCUCUUUGAAACGAUUGCACCGUACAUUGUUGUGCCAACCAUCAUGCUAGAAAAAGUGUUGAUGCUGCUGCUCGUGGUGCUGCGUUCUAGCGUUGCUGCGGCAGCAGUGGACGAAACGGCAAGAAAGCAGGAAAAGGAGUUGUUUGAAGCAAUUCUUCACCUUGUGCUUCGCCGCUUUCAGUACGUCCCGCUCAACACCCCCACGGCCGUGGUACUGUUGUGUGAGCUUUACGCUGCUGCCACCACUAUGAAUACGACGUCUGCCAUGUGCAAGAGUGCGAGGGAAGUGUGUUUGGGAACUUGUAUCUCUCACUUCCCUCUACCGCCUGGGAGUGAGGUGCCACAGCUACCGCAGGCGGAGUGGCUGCUGUGGCGUUGCGUAGUAGAAGCGAAUCAGGUGCCAUGGUCGCUCCUUCAGGCUGCGUUAUCAUCAGCGAGUGAGGAAUCGCUGCGUCUGCUGCAACAUGGAUGUUGUGCCUUCCUGUUGCAGGAUCACAGGAAGCCGCACUAUGACCCCCCGUUUUUGCGUCUUGGCAGGAUGCUUGAUACCAUGAUCCUUCAGGAGCCUGGGGAUGCCAAUGCAGUCACCAGCAGUGGCUUUAGCGGUAUUCAUGUUAGUGGUAGCUUUACAGCUCAACUGCUGCGCAAGCUAGAAGUAAGGCCUACAGGGAUUGCAUCGAGUGUUGUUCCGUGGCAUCGUGCCCUGCAGUUUUUACCGGAGUCUCAGGAUGGAAGCGUAGACGACAUUACAGACAUGAUGCGCUUCCGGUUUUAUGUGACGUUGAUGUCGCAACUGCUUACAUCAGCAACCAAGGGGAAUAAUGGUGUGCGUCAGGUAUGGCAACACGCACUCUCGGUCGUACUGCCUCAGCUCGCCUCUGCUAAGGGAAAAAAGGAAUAUGGCAUGGAUCUCAUUCAUCACGGGACCGCCUGUGCACUGCGGAUGCUUCAUAUUGUUCAACCGUCAAAUGAAUGGGAUCUCGCACUGCAGUUAACGCUACAGCUUCCUGCUUCCGCGAUGAACUCCGUGUCAUGGUGGUCUUCCCCUGAAGCGCCAUUGUUUCACACGUUGCGGUAUCUAAUUGAGGUGUGCGAUGUGGCCACAAUUCCCAUCACAGCAUUGGUCUCGUACAUGCAGGUUGUUGGGAAGCGUCAGUUGUCUGCCGCAGGGACUGAGACUACGACAGGGCGAUUCAACCGUUUGAGAGUGGUGGCUGCCUUUACGGCACGUGUGCAGCGCCAUCCGCGCCUUUCUUGGGUGGAUGCGCUCGCACUGUUGGAAUCUUUGAGUGUGUUAGAAAAGGGGUUUUCAAAGCCGACUGCAAAGGAGGCUAGCAACCAGUGUCCCAACAACAACACCAGUGCGCGGGAACAUGAGGUGCAACAGGUGCUAACUCAGGCAAAAGGUGAGUUUGUCACCGCUGUCAUGGGGCGCCUGUACAAGAAACAAUCGUAUGAGUCACUCCUACGUUUCGUCGAAGCAGCCCAGCAAUAUUGUCGUGUAAGCGGCCGCGAAUCUAUGGCGUGGAUAAAUCACGCUGCGUCGGUCGUUGUGGCUCCUUGUCAGAGUGGUGGUCUCUCCGAAGUCUUGUUGUUGCUCAAUGGCACACUUAUGAGGAAGACGUUUGAUGACAUAUUGAGGGAGCAUUCCGCAGGGGUGUUGCAGAAGCGUGUGUGUCUCAUGCAAGAUUUGCUUCGAAGUGGUCACUGCGUGGAUGCUGCCGUGCUGUCACGACAGACCCCAGCAUUGCUGGGGACGCGUGAAUUUUAUGACGCCUGCACACGUUUGAUGAAUCGCUCUCAUCACAGUGAUGUAGUUGCCUUCUACGAUGCAUUUAUUCACCCGGAGGAGGAGUUGGAAGUGGAGACGCGGCAGGCGGAUGAGGCCUGCAUGGGAGGGGGUGAUCGUGCCAUGACGGCGUUACUAGAGGAAGAAGUUCGCUAUGCAGAGGACGCAGAUCUCCUGCGACAUGUUCCUAGUGAAACGCUGCAGCAGGCAAUGGACGCCUUUGAGGUUGCUGCAAACGCCGCAAAUGGCAUUAACACGAGCGAGAAGAGAACAGGGCUUUGGAUUGCGGCGACGUGGAUACGACGCGUAACGCCACUUAUGCAAGCGCAGCACUCCCUUGCGGCUACACUGAGGUGGGUGCAUCGCGAUCUCAUUGGUGGCACCGCAGGAAAACCUGACAGAGGUCUUUACAUUCUUGCUGAUGCCGUACGUGACAUGCUGCACGAAACAGCGUCUCAUGGCAGUGUUCAUUCUUGUGGCACUCCCACUGCGAAGGCAUCACUGACAGCAAUGUUGGGUCGAGAACGUGAGGUUGCACGUUUACUUGUGGAGACCCUCUCAGGGACGUUUCCUGGUACUGCGUCGGAGUUGUGUGAAUCACUGCUACCGCAUGAGCGGCAUCCGACGAGGGAACCUGGUGUUGAUACAGCACUUGACCAUGAUAAUGGGGAUGCUAAUAAUAAUGAUGAGGUGUGGUGGAGUUUUCUACACUGCACGGCCGCCUAUAAUGUCGCACUUGAAGAAGCUUUUCAGCAUUGUCGCACACUUGUUGACACUUCUGUGAUCCGCGGCAGUGCCCGCAACCCCGUCGUGGAGUGGCGGGACCGCGCAUUGUUCCGUAACGGUGGUACGAGCCAUGCAUGGGUCCUGGCACUGGCGGCGUAUGCCACUGCACGCUCGUUUGUUGGGCAUACAUCCAUCAUUGGUGCGCAUAUGGCACGGCUUGUAAAGCUCAUCACUGCCAGUGGCUCCCUCCGUGUUGUGCUCCCGACAGCCCGCAAUGUUUUGUUUCAGCUUCCCUCUUCAUCCCUUAACAGUGGCGAGUCUUCACUGCUUUUGGAUGCUUUGCUGCUUCUCUGCAGCGCAAUGCGUACGAUGAAGCAGCAUACUAUGCACCGUUUUCGCCGUGCUGCGGAAGUGCAAUCAGAGGAACUGCAAGCCAUACUUGAGGAACUCCAUGAACUUCACCGAUUUGUGGGAGACGGACUGGCGUUGUUGUUGUUGAAGCAGCAGCAGCAGCAACGAGCACCUGCGCUGCAGGGUGCUCCACUAGACGGACGUGUGGAGUUGGCGUGCAACAUGCUUCGGUGUCUUACCGUUACGCCCGCAGCAUCUGUCAUGUACGUUACGACACUAGAGGACUGGCGGUCACUCGUUCAACGCAUCUUCAUUGCCCUGCCUCCCGCUCAACGUCGCGGUGAUUUACUAGACGCCUUCAUGGAGAGCGUGCGAGAUUCAUCUGAGGUGCUUUCUCUUCUUCGACAGCACCCAGUGUCUGCUUUAACGAGUUUCCAAGAGGCCUGUAAUGGGCUUUGGUGCAAUGCAUUGGGAAUUAUAUCUGCAGAUGGCAAUUUUCAGUGCCACCUGUUCUCCCACGCAAACGCACAGCAGCAAAAAGCAAUGACGCAACUGGAGAUUUUAAUCUGCUGUGCAGGUCUUGCUUCAGACCAUGGCGCAGCGGCGAUGAGGUCCCUUUGCGACGUUGUUGUGCGAGCCCAUUCUGUGCCGCUUUCAGAGGAUGCGAAGGCGCUGGUGAAGAUGGCUUGUAUACAUGGCAAAGGAACUGCGUGGCGCUCCGAGUAUGAGGCAAUAACUGGCUUUGCACCGAGCACAGUGCGGCGGCAGACGACACUUGCCCCGGCGAAAGAGGCGCUGGAACAAAGUUUUUGUUUGCGUGCACUAGAUGCAGUGGAGGAUUGGGCACAGGCUUUGCGUUUGGGUCAGGCGAAGCGUGAGGUUGGAGUCCGUUUACAACAUGCACAUUAUCAGCGCAUGCUGUAUCUUGUGGGGCAGCACAACACGGAGGACGCCGAGACGGUAGCUUUAAACACAGUGGUGGCGGAUGCAGUGAUGGGGCUGCAUUUUGCGCGGCUGCAGGAUGGCUGCUUCCCAAACACGCACGCAAUAGAACAGUCGCUCCGCCUCUUGUCUGCGCAAACGUUCUCCCCACUUUUCGUGCUGCAGUACGCGCAGGCACUGACGCUUCUUCCUCCACUAACCAAUCGUCAACACAGGAAACCUGAGAACCACAGCGGUGGUACGGGGUCCGCUAACGGUUCUUCCUUAUCACUUGCACAGGAGGACCUUUCUUUCACUGUUUCUGCUGUCAUGUUGCGUCUAGUUACAAGGGCUGCGUUACGCCUGCCUGACGCUGUGCGUCAGCACCGCCUAGAUUCAAAUGAAGGUGUAGAGGGGCUUCACAUGUUCGCCGCCUUUAUUCGUUGGGUGAGUGAAUUCAGUCGUGUGCCAUGUUUUGAUAGGGGCGUGGUGGAGGUUGUCGUGCUGCUCCUGUGCACCCCACCGAAGCAACUCCUGUCAGAGCUCACCACGACACAAAAUGGUACCCACCGCUGCGAUGCAGGCGAUGUGCGGCGUUUACUGCUUAGUGCUUUGCUGGCACAUUGCGAUGAUGGGGCACCUAUCGUUGAUCUUCGCUCCUAUGUGACUUGCCUGGAAUCAUACCGCUUUGUGUCCCUACGAUGCAACCACAAGGAGGAAGAUGGUAAGGAUAAUGAGGAGUAUAUUCCUACGCUCACGACGCUGUCUGUCCUACGCAGUCACGCUGAAGUGGCGCUUCGUUUUGUGGGGAAGCAGGCAUCACUGCAUCACGUGAUGCGUCUAUCCAAGCCACUGCUUUGCCGUAUGUGCGCUGCUGUUGUGGCUGGCAUGACAGUCACCGCCGAAGGCUUGCAGCCACUGAACCAACUCAUGCAGAACACAGAGCUUAUUUCUCCUUCGCUGCGUUACAUGUUGACUCUCAUUGUUGCGGAGCAGUCGACACUCUGGGGAAUUUAUUACACCGCAGAAUCGGACCCCAAGAAAAAGGCUAGCGUUGGGCAUCGGAUUGGGAGACGCUCAGAAGUGCCUGUGUCAGUGGUGCUGCGCUCCGUAGCAGGUGCGUACGAUGUGGUGCGGCAGCACUUUACACCGUCCGACGCGUUGAUGCUACGCGGCCUGUUGCUUCCAAAGCAUUUGAGUGCAACAACGACGAGGGCCGAUCACAGCGGCGAUCAGCAUGGGGAGGAGGAGGACGAAGAAGAUUAUUGUUGCAAAGAUGCCAUGAAAUCACCAGAAGGAAAAAAGGAAGAAGAUGAUGAGAAGACAAUGGAUUAUGCUGCACCGAAUAUUGUGUGGGAAAAUGCAUUAAAUUUGUUUGAUGUUUUCCUGCGCAAUGCCCAGCCGGACGCCGACCUUUCCGUGCCGUUCGAGGCGUUGAUUGAACUGCUGUGUCGAUGGGGCCAGUGGAAGACUGCCUGCCGCAACGUUACACUCGCCGGUGCCCCGACGAUAGGAACAAUGAAUACGCCCCAAACGAUGCAGCACAGGCAUGCCGAGAAGGAGGAUGCGUCACACCUUCUUCCCCGCCAUGUGGUGGUGGACGGCUUUCUCCUUAAGCGGCUCCUCGACUCCAUGGAGGCUGCACAGCAACGUCAUCACAGGCGGGGGGAGAAGAGCCUGGGUGGAGGUGGUCUAGACCCCGACGGUGGGCCGCCAGGCUUUUGGUGGCUAGCUUUGCAUCUUCUUCGUCAGCAGCAGCAGCAGCAGGUGCUUCUUCUUAAUGAAAUGUACCUAGACGGUACCGAAAAGUGCGAUGUAAUGAUUUCAUCCGUGACGCUGCUGGCCAUCAUGAAGACAAUUUCUCAGGGAAGAGGCGACUAUGCGCCCCGUUGA
Messenger RNA from Trypanosoma rangeli, 14058 nucleotides. Its product is annotated as putative DNA repair and recombination protein RAD54. The transcript has a single exon. Bases 1 to 14058 code for a protein of 4685 amino acids. The record is from RefSeq and is a predicted model, not a curated record. Lineage: Eukaryota; Euglenozoa; Kinetoplastea; Trypanosomatida; Trypanosomatidae.